Amyelois transitella is the source of this 4402-nucleotide messenger RNA. It is a transcript of the gene mib1, whose product is annotated as E3 ubiquitin-protein ligase MIB1. Gene Ontology annotation, biological process: protein ubiquitination. Gene Ontology annotation, cellular component: cytoplasm. Bases 106 to 3270 code for a protein of 1054 amino acids. The transcript has 18 exons. NCBI's taxonomy places the organism in Eukaryota, Metazoa, Arthropoda, Insecta, Lepidoptera, Pyralidae. The record is from RefSeq and is a predicted model, not a curated record. Gene Ontology annotation, molecular function: ubiquitin-protein transferase activity; protein binding; zinc ion binding.
UGAUCUGUCAGAGUUCUCAAAAUUGUGAAAAGUUUGUUAAUGUGAAGGUGGACAUAUUUGGAUUAAAUAAAUUAAAUAAUUAAUAUAAUUCGUGGUUAAAAUAUCAUGGAAUCUAACGUAUCCGGUGCCUCGGCAUCUUCGAGAGCGACCAGAUUUAUGAUGGAAGGGGUGGGUGCUAGAGUUAUACGAGGUCCAGAUUGGAAGUGGGGCAAACAGGAUGGGGGCGAAGGACAUGUUGGUACUGUAAGAAAUUUUGAGUCCCCUGAAGAAGUAGUGGUAGUUUGGGACAAUGGUACAGCUGCCAACUACAGAUGUUCCGGAGCUUAUGAUUUGAGAAUUCUCGAUAGCGCUCCAACAGGUGUCAAACACGAGGGCACUAUGUGUGACACUUGUAGACAGCAACCAAUCUUUGGAAUUCGCUGGAAAUGUGCUGAAUGCAGUAAUUAUGAUCUUUGCUCAGUAUGUUAUCAUGGUGACAAGCAUAAUUUGCGACACAGAUUUUACCGUAUUAGUGCACCUGGGGCACAGAGAUGCUUGGUCGAACCUCGGCGCAAAAGUAAAAAACAGGCAGUAAGAGGUAUUUUCCCUGGAGCCAGAGUUGUUAGAGGGGUGGACUGGCAAUGGGAAGAUCAAGAUGGUGGUAAUGGUAGAAGAGGUAAAGUUAAUGAGAUUCAGGAUUGGUCAGCAGCCAGUCCUCGUUCUGCUGCUUAUGUUGUCUGGGACAAUGGCACUAAGAACUUGUAUAGAGUGGGAUUUGAAGGAAUGGCGGACUUAAAGGUUGUCAAUGAUGUGAAAGGACAAAAUGUUUACAAAGAACAUUUGCCUUUGUUAGGAGAAUUAGGGCCAGGACGCUCAGGGCCUCAUGGACUUCAAGUUGGUGACCAAGUUAAUGUUGACCUUGACUUGGAGAUCGUACAGUCACUGCAACAUGGUCACGGUGGAUGGACUGAUGGCAUGUUUGAGUGCCUUGGCUCCACGGGGACAGUCGUCGGUAUUGAUGAAGAUCAUGACAUUGUUGUUACUUAUGCAAGUGGCAAUAGGUGGACUUUCAACCCUGCUGUUUUAACAAAGGUAUGCGGCGGCAACAUGAGCUCGUCCCUGGCGGGCGCGGCGGGCGCGGCGGGCGGCUUCGCGGUGGGCGACCUCGUGCAGGUGUGCGCGGACCAGGAGCGAGUCAAAACUCUCCAGCGCGGACACGGCGAGUGGGCGGAGGCAAUGGCACCUACCCUUGGCAAAAUAGGUCGUGUACAGCAAAUAUACCAUGAUAAUGAUCUGAAAGUUGAAGUGUGCAAUACAUCGUGGACAUACAAUCCAAAUGCAGUAACCAAGGUGGCAUCAUCGGAUGGAAGCAUCCCAGGGAACUCGUCAGGUGAGCGCUUAUCAGCUCUUCUGAAGACGUUGUUUGAAUCCCACGUGACCGGAGACGCUAACGAGGAAUUGGUAAAGGCGGCCGCCAACGGUGACGCAGCGCGCUGUGCCGAGAUACUGGCGCGUUCUGAUGGCGCCGCUGAUGUCAACGGCGUCUAUGGCGGCCACACCGCUUUGCAGGCAGCAGCUCAAAACGGUCACGUGGAAGUGAUUCGAACACUAGUGGAGCUGGGCGCGGAGGCGGACGCGGAGGACCGCGACGGCGACCGCGCGGCGCACCACGCGGCCUUCGGGGACGAGCCCGCCGCGCUGCGCGCGCUCGCAGCCGCCGGCGCAGACCUCAAUGCCAGAAAUCGCCGCCGUCAAACGCCUCUCCAUAUAGCAGUCAACAAAGGACAUUUAGGAGUCGUACGAACACUGUUGCAGCUCAGGGUACACCCCAGUCUUCAGGAUUCUGAAGGUGACACAGCCUUGCACGAUGCUAUCACCAAGAAACGUGAUGAUAUGCUGACUCUUUUGUUGGAACACGGAGCCGACAUGACUCUUACAAACAACAAUGGAUUCAACGCCCUUCAUCACGCUGCUCUUCGAGGAAAUCCCAGCGCUAUGAAGAUAAUGCUGGGCAAGUCGCGGCCGUGGAUCGUGGACGAAGCUAAAGACGACGGCUACACGGCGUUACACCUGGCCGCGCUGAACAACCACGCUGAGGUCGCCGAGUUGCUGCUCUGCGCCGGGGCUCGGCCGUACCUGCAGAACGCUAACUUACAAACCGCAUUACACUUGGCUGUGGAGAGGCAACAUACGCAGAUAGUACGAUUGUUGGUGGCGCAUGGGGCUGACCUCAAUAUAUGUGAUAAGGACGGUGACACUCCUCUACACGAAGCGCUGCGCCACCACACGUUACAACAGUUGCGGCAACUGCAGGACGCGCGCGGGACGCCGCUGCUGACCGGACUCGCGCACACCCACGACAAGAAGUCCUCCGCGUCCAUCGCCUGCUUCUUGGCUGCUCGAGGCGCUGAUCUCACUAUUAAGAAUAAGAAAGGUCAAACUCCGUUGGACCUGUGUCCUGAUCCAAAUCUAUGUAAGACGCUUACAACUUGCCGUAAAGAUGGGACUGGUGGUAUACUGGACAAAGUUACUCCUGAAAACGAGCAGAGUUCCUUGAGCGUGGCUUGUGGUAGUAGCGCUGGUACAUCAGCGGCUCCAGAACCUUCCACGGCUGGCGGCAGUACCACGCAGUGCCAAUUCGAACUAACGUCAGACGAAUGCCUUAUUUGCUCGGACGCGAAACGUGAUACGCUGUUCCGACCAUGUGGUCACAUAUGCUGCUGCAGUGUCUGUGCUGCUAGGGUGAAAAAAUGCCUGAUAUGCCGUGCAUGCGUUUCUGGCCGGCAACGCAUCCGCGAGUGCGUGGUUUGCUCUGAAGCGCCCGCUACGGUUGUUUUUCGUCCUUGCGGCGACGUGUGCGCGUGCGUCGGCUGCGCGCCGCUCAUGCGCAAGUGCGUGGAGUGUCGCACGCCACUGCAACAACAAGCGACGACGGCCGCAAACAAUUCGAAUGCAGCGGGGUCUAGCAAUGUGCAAAAUAAACUUGACGCCGUGGAGAAGGAGAGUAACAACAGCAACCUGGUGCAAGUGACAGUGAGCAAGGUGCCCGCGCCCGCGCCGCACCUCAUGAACAAUGGCGGCGAGCACGCCAGGCCGCCGCCCGCCGACGUCAUGAAACUGCAGCAGCAGCUCCAGGACAUCAAGGAACAGACGAUGUGCCCUAUAUGCUUGGACCGGUUAAAGAACAUGAUAUUCCUUUGUGGACAUGGUAUGUGCCAAAUGUGUGGAGACCGAAUCACAGUUUGCCCAAUCUGCCGCAAGCAAGUUGAAAAACGCAUAUUACUCUAUUAGCCUAUUAUUGUUUAGGAACAUACAAUUCGUAAUAAUAUAAGACUACAGAAAUGGUUAGUUCUUUUGAAUGGCAAUUCAUAUUUUGAAAACAUAACGUUUGCAUAUUGCAUCUCAAUUCUGAGAUUAUUAUUGGCCUGUUGGCUUACUUCGCUUUUUGUAAAAGAAAUUUGGAGCCUGAUAUAUCCUGGCGAUUUAGAAAUAGACUAAUGAUAGGUUGAAAACGUUGAUUGUCAUUGUACGAAUUUAAGAAUUAAAUCGGCAAAAAUAUUAAAUAGUAAAAUGUUUUCAGUAAUAUGUACAGUGUAAUAUUCUUACUCUUCUACUUUUUUUAUUACUAGGAGACGGAACCAGUUAAUGUAGCCCUUCUCUAACUUUUCCCUUGAUCGAAAAUUACUAUUCGCUGCUGGUAAUUUCUUAAAUGAAAUGUUUGAAUUGAAGAGUCUCUUUAAAAUCGACUGAUGUUAUCUUUCUUAGGAUUUUGAUGUGUCUUAAGUAUGAGAUAAUUGAGAUAUGAGAAAAUAUUGUGAUUUUUUACGAAAUUUAUAUGUCAUUGUGCUUAGUGUGAUAUAAAAGCUUUUCAGUUCCAUUUGGAAUUAACACUCAAUACUUAUUAUAUUCAAAUACUUGUUUAGAACUGAAAAUAUGUAUUUACCCAACUUCGGAUGUUAUGGGUUUAAGCCAGAGACCAUGCAAAGGUUAUAUGGUCUGUGGUUUAGCACAUAGCAUCACAUUUUGUAAAUGACAAAGUUAAUACACAUUUAAUGCAGUUAUCACUAUAUCGAUAUUAUCGGUUUAAAUGUGUUUUAUUGUAUAUUUAGUAUUUUAUGGUAAUGGCUUCAUAUUGUUGAUGCAUUUAUUUAUAAAAAUAAGAUGUGAUGCCCCAUUUUUAUCGUUACUUUGGGGUUAAUUUUACUAAGAAAUAAGGACUGUUCAUGUUCAACUAUUUAUAGUUAUUAAAAUUUGACAAUAUUACUAUUGUAAAAUCAAGUUUUUACGGAUUAGCCGUUACAUGUUUAUUUUUAAAAUAAACGUACCUAUUAAAUAUACAUUAUAAUAGUAUUAUUAUCUCCUUGUUUAUUUUAUUAGCUUCAGUGUUAAUUCUCUGUAAAUCAAUUUGGAAUUCAUUUACACA